AUGCCCUCAAACGACCAACCACACUCCAAAACAGUCCGCGGCACGCUCUCAAACCCAAAGACCCAAGAAGCCAUCAAGGACGCAAAGGCGAAUCCAGACUCCGACGCGAACCGCACCUCUCUUGGUGACCUAGGUAGUCUGAAAGUCGAGUCUAGCGACUCGGAACCUGUGCCUGAUCGCACGUCGCAGGACGGUGGGACGGUUGGCAGCGAGGGGAAAGACGGAGCUAGGGAAAUAAGUGAGGACAGGACGCAUGCGCAGAGUAGGAUGAAAAGGAAGACGGUGUGGUCGCAUCAGAGAACAUAG
Molecule: messenger RNA, 306 nt
Organism: Mytilinidion resinicola
Lineage: Eukaryota; Fungi; Ascomycota; Dothideomycetes; Mytilinidiales; Mytilinidiaceae
Exons: 2
Coding region: 1-306 (101 amino acids)
Source: RefSeq, a predicted model, not a curated record